AUGUGCCGUGCAUGGGUGGUUGCUGGCGUCAUGCCUGUCGUGGUACCCCUUGCCCAUGACGUUGCCACGUCAUGGGCGUUGUCCCUCGUCCUUGGUCCAUCGUUCCGCGCUGGGGGUGUCGUUGUCAUUAGCGUGGGCAUCGUGCGACGUGACAAUAUGGCACGCCCUCAAUUAUAUUCAUAUAUAAUAAUAAUAUACUGGAAUGACUGGAAUCCACUGGACUCCACUGGACUGGGACUGGACUCUGAAAAGUGGCUGGCAGUCCAGUGGGAGUCCAGUGGACUGGACUGGACUGGACUGGACUGGACUCCAGUGGACUGGGCAUUCUGCCAGCCAAUCUGGCCUGGUAAGAGGGCCACUGGAAUCCACUGGAGUCCACUGGAGUCCACUGGAGUCCAUAUGGAUUACGUGGGGGAGGGUAAAGACCUCCAUUCCGGGGGACAAAUAUUCCUCAGGAAUGAUGUCAUUCCUGAUUAG
Molecule: messenger RNA, 477 nt
Organism: Laccaria bicolor S238N-H82
Lineage: Eukaryota; Fungi; Basidiomycota; Agaricomycetes; Agaricales; Hydnangiaceae
Exons: 4
Coding region: 1-477 (158 amino acids)
Source: RefSeq, a predicted model, not a curated record